Molecule: messenger RNA, 934 nt
Organism: Zymoseptoria tritici IPO323
Lineage: Eukaryota; Fungi; Ascomycota; Dothideomycetes; Mycosphaerellales; Mycosphaerellaceae
Exons: 1
Coding region: 1-786 (261 amino acids)
Source: RefSeq, a predicted model, not a curated record
AUGAGACUACACGCAAUUGUUGCUGGGCUUCUGGCUGGAGCGUCGGCGAAAUCUGUGCCUCAUGCGCAGCCUCAGCAGAUCUUGUCGAAUCCGCCCGUUCAUAACAAUGACUUCCGCAUACCGACAUGGCGAGAGUCUACUGCGAUGGCCAGAAAGAUACUACACCUUACAAAUCUUGGUGAUCUCGUGACUGCUUUUUCGGAAGGAGACCAGCAAGAUGGUGUCGAGACUCUUGAGAACCGCCCCUCAGCUGUAGCUGGCUCUCCGAUCGGAUUGAUGGAGUACUAUGCGGAUUGCGAUCCUGGGAGUCCAGUCUUUCUCAGCCUCAGUGUUGCCACACCGUACAGGAACUACAACGCCGGCUCCAACAUCAGUCUAAGUAUACGAUGGUGGCCGCAGCGGAAGAUGACUUACUCGAUGUGGUCCGACGAUGACGACGACUUCUCUACACCUCACACACCUGUCGCCUUGCCACGCAUGUCGUUACAUGGACACCUCGAGCCAGUCUCGCAGGAGAAGAUGGAGGAGCUCUCGAUACAGGAGUGCUUUAUGCGGUCGCACCCGGACAGUGCGUUGUGGCAACCUGGAAAUCCAAUUCAUAGCGCGAAGUACGUUCAACUGGUGGUGGACCACGUCUACUGGCUGGGAGGAUUCGGAGAUCGUGCGAGGAUAGGAUGGUUGCCCAUGGACAUGUGGAACAAUCUCACUAUGGCGGAGAUCAUGGAGGCGAAGCUGCCGGGCGAGAAGAAACACAAAGAGAAGGGCUGGUGGAGAGAAUGGUUAUAGACUGCGCGGGUUGGCAUGAGCAUCAAGCAUACGGCGUUAUCUUUCACGAUUGAAUGAUUGGCAUACAGCGCUGCACAUGGAAUACGGAACACUCGAUCAAGCAUACUGCCUAUACAAGUGGACAGCUUCAUGUCGUUGAUGUGCAAAA